GUGGCAGUUAUGAACAAAAUUACUUGGCUAAUUUGCUUGUAGCUUCCAUCUCCCGCUGCUGCUUCCUUUCCUCUUAAACCUUCUCAUCUCGACCCAAAUUUUGGUGAAAAAAGACAACAACAACAACAAUUGGAAAAGGAAAACCAAAAAAGUGGCAGCGGCCGGAUCCAGAGGAAUAUUUCCGGCCACAUUAUAUCGGCGCCGAAAUGGAAGUUCACGGGUCGUUGCUCCAGCGUGUGUUGGUGUUCAGCUUGUGCGUCGUCGGAAUUUGGACUGCUUAUAUUUACCAAGGCGUUCUUCAGGAAACUCUGUCCACGAAGCGGUUCGGGCCAGAUGGGAAUAGGUUCGAGCACCUUGCGUUCCUGAACUUGGCCCAAAAUGUGGUCUGCCUAAUCUGGUCCUAUAUAAUGAUAAAGCUUUGGAAUAGUCGGAAUGCUGGAGGUGCGCCUUUGUGGACAUACUGGAGUGCAGGGAUUACUAAUACGAUUGGACCCGCUAUGGGGAUUGAAGCUUUGAAGUAUAUCAGUUACCCGGCUCAGGUCUUGGCAAAGUCCUCAAAAAUGAUUCCAGUGAUGCUAAUGGGUACUCUGGUCUACAAGCAAAGAUACAGCUUUCCCGAAUAUGUUUGCACUCUCCUUGUUGCUGGAGGGGUAUCCAUAUUUGCACUCUUGAAGACUAGCUCGAAGACUAUCAGCAAGUUGGCUCACCCAAAUGCACCCCUUGGGUAUGGACUGUGUUUCCUAAACCUUGCUUUUGAUGGAUUCACAAAUGCCACCCAGGAUUCCAUAAAAGCAAGGUAUCCAAAGACAAGCGCCUGGGAAAUAAUGUUAGGCAUGAAUUUAUGGGGUACCAUAUACAACAUGGUCUACAUGUUUGGUUGGCCAUGGGGCAGCGGAUUUGAGGCAGUCCAGUUCUGCAAGAGGCAUCCAGAAGCAGCUUGGGACAUUCUUCUCUUUUGUCUCUGUGGUGCUGUUGGCCAGAACUUCAUUUUCCUAACCAUAAGCCGAUUUGGCUCCUUAGCUAACACCACCAUUACCACUACCCGCAAGUUUGUAAGCAUUGUGGUGUCUUCCUUGCUGAGUGGCAAUCCUCUGUCAACAAGGCAAUGGGGGUCUGUUGUCAUGGUCUUUUCUGGGCUGUCGUAUAACACCUACCUCAAGUGGAGGAAGUUGCAGAGAGUGCCGAAGAAGAGAAAGUCAAUGUAACAACAAUUUUGUACUUAGAUAUAUUCAAACCUUGUUUUCUUUUUCUUCCCAACCAAAACCUUGAUAUAAACUACCCCCUUGUUUUCCCUCAUUGCUCAUCUCAUCAUUGUAGGCAUUGAACCUUGUAGUUCAACAUUCAAAGUAUUUGUAAUGUAAUUGAACAGACCCUCGAUACAUAAGUAUUUAGUUGUAAA
This is a messenger RNA of Prunus mume (Japanese apricot), 1399 nucleotides long. RefSeq names its product UDP-galactose/UDP-glucose transporter 3. Gene Ontology annotation, cellular component: endoplasmic reticulum membrane; Golgi membrane. Lineage: Eukaryota; Viridiplantae; Streptophyta; Magnoliopsida; Rosales; Rosaceae. Gene Ontology annotation, biological process: UDP-galactose transmembrane transport. The record is from RefSeq and is a predicted model, not a curated record. Gene Ontology annotation, molecular function: UDP-glucose transmembrane transporter activity; UDP-galactose transmembrane transporter activity.